AUUAAUCUCUACGCUUCUCUCUCUGCAAUUACUCCUUGAGAGCAUCUCUCUCUAGAAUAUUGAGUAUUGCUGAUUUGAGCGUCGGAGUGUUUUCCCCGAGGAAACAACCUCGGGAUUUUUAAGUGUAGAAGCAGCAGAGGACUUCAAUAGUGUUGGACUGCGAAGCUGCCCAAACAUUUGGCGCCGUUUGUGGGAACUGAACAAGAAGUUGCGUAGCUUGACCUGCUGAAGGACAAAAUGGUUCGCACUUUUACAGGAGGUCACGCUCCAAGAAAUGAAAUGGACGAGUAAGAGGACGUUCAACUGCCUGAACCCGGCUUAAAUGAUUUUAGACCAAUGCCCAAAAACCUUUUUGUUGGGGGAGCAGAACAGGAUCACCUAAGCGAAACAGAUGAUGAUGAAAGAACACCAACUGGGUAUGCAACCCAGCCUGAACAGUUCCAAGUUCUAACAGGAACAAGACCAAGACCUUCUAGACCAUGCAAUUCACAACAUGAACGACCUGAAAGGUCAAUAGAACUUGCUCGGACAACCGAGCUCGAAGAAAGAACUAGAAUUCUCGAAAUGGUAAUGGGUAAAAUCCUUGCCCGCCUGAUCCCUGACGACCCCCUGAUUCCUUUGUUGAACAGGGAUGCACAACCAGCUGCGGUUGUUGCAACUCGAAACUCACCCACUUUAAGCAACAUAGUAGUGUCGACCAGGCCAAGGGGAAGUGGGAGGCUAAAUAACGAGCCCAGCUCGUCCAGACAUAGUGAAGAACUGAUGAGGAAAAAUGUAGACCUAGAAAGACAGAGAUGGUAUCACAAACUCCCCCGACAUUCCAUAGACUCAUACUCCCAACUCGCCAAGCUAUUCUCCAACAAAUUUGCGAGCCAAAGGGAGAUUAAACGUACAGCGAUCGAACUAAUGCAGGUUCAUCAGAAAGAGGGAGAAUCUUUGAGGGACUACAUGCAACGAUUCAACAAAGCUACUUUAGACAUUGAUAACGUCCCCGAUACCAUCUGCUUAUCUGCCUUGUUGCAUGGUUUGAAGCUUGGCCGGUUUUUGGACGACCUGCUGGAGAAUCCACCCAAGUUAUGGAAUGAAGUAAAUGACAGGUCGGCAAGCUUCAUAUUGUCUGAGGAUUUUCAAUCUUCUAAGAGACAAGCUGAUGACAAGCAAGGAAAAGAGCUCAAGCAGUCUGAAAACAGAGAUGACAAGAAGAAACAGAAGGUUGGCGAGCAGAGAGGGAAACCGCCUUCCUAUCCAAAAUAUGACAGCUACAUCCCCUUGAGCUCGUCACGAUCCCAGAUAUUGGCACAGAUACAGCACUGGGUCAAGAGACCCCCUCCACAAAUGCACGAUUCUUCACGAGCUGACAGAAGCAAAUACUGCGACUAUCACCGUGUCUACGGCCAUAACACAGAAGACUGUCAGAGUCUGAAAGACGAGCUCGAAUUCUUGGCUCGCAAUGGGAAAUUGGAGGGAUACGUGCAGAAGCCUUUUGCUCGGCAACCCACCCAGACUCACUUUGUACAAGAGUACGGCCGAUCUCAAGCACCUGGAUAUGAACUCGGUAACAACCCAAAUUCUUACCAGGCAGGUCCAUACUCUUCUGAGCCAAACAGAGCAUACAGGGGACGCCCGUUUAAUAGGCGUGGGCAAGGACAGAAAACACUUGCAUAUAAUCAAAAGGACCACAGAGGGGUUGGGUAUGGUGGAAUACCCCCGCCAUCUGGCACAAUAAAUAUGAUUUCAGGUGGUGUUCACUCUGAAGGCCAAAGCGCCCGAGCCCGCAAGGCAUAUGCCCGGCAGGUGAUGACCGUCAACAAAAACAGGCCCUUGAAACGGCCGUUCGAGGAGGCGGAGUGGGAGAAUGCAGCCAUCACAUUCAGCCCGGCCGAUUAUAAGCGAGCAGACGGGGAACCCGACGUUAUGAUGCUUCAUGCGGAUCCCUUUGUGGCGACGGUCCAUAUAGGCAAUCAUAACGUCAACAAGGUCUUUGUUGAUACGAGUAGCUUGCCAGAUAUCCUUUAUUGGAGUUGCUUUCAGAAGAUGCAGCUAAACCCAAGAUCACUGCAAAAAUAUGAAGGGCCCAUCUAUGGGUUCAAUAAUCAACCCGUCCCGGUAGAGGGAGUCAUUACUCUGCCCAUCUAUGUGGGCUCGUGCAGUGGAAGUGGGAGCGAUCUCUUCCUCCUUGCAGACCAACAUCGGCAACAAAUGUUAUGGUGCACAGUAUCAUCAUUACAAUAUAUGUGGACGGCAAAAAAGAUUGCGAGGGCGGAAAAAGAACCGAGAGUUGAAUUAAAGGAGCAAAAGCAGUUGUUAGCAGCAGGCCCAACAUGGUGGUGUUUAGGGCAGAAAAGGAGUCUCCCAGCCUGCAAAUCCAAACCGCAAGGCAAAGUUUAUUAGAAGGCCCAAUAUGGAACCGGGCUUAAUGUAAUGAAAUUAAACUACCAGCUACCUUUUUUUCCAGGAUUUGGGAAUUUGUUGGCACAAUUUACCUUAUGCACAUGAGUAAAUUCACAAAUCCUUA
Molecule: messenger RNA, 2515 nt
Organism: Rubroshorea leprosula
Lineage: Eukaryota; Viridiplantae; Streptophyta; Magnoliopsida; Malvales; Dipterocarpaceae
Source: the annotation of a GenBank genome assembly